Lithohypha guttulata is the source of this 1377-nucleotide messenger RNA. RefSeq lists its product as uncharacterized. NCBI's taxonomy places the organism in Eukaryota, Fungi, Ascomycota, Eurotiomycetes, Chaetothyriales, Trichomeriaceae. Gene Ontology annotation, molecular function: transaminase activity; pyridoxal phosphate binding. The coding region runs from base 1 to 1377 and encodes 458 amino acids. The record is from RefSeq and is a predicted model, not a curated record. The transcript has a single exon. Gene Ontology annotation, biological process: biosynthetic process; amino acid metabolic process.
AUGGCACUCUCCAAACGUGGACAAGAGUGGGCAGACAUGUCUGGAGAUUUGCUCAUCUGGAAGAUAAUAAGAGACCUUUGGGAUCCUGAAACAAACCCUGGCGGAUAUGUGAGCCUUGGUGUAGCAGAGAACAGCUUGAUGCACGAGGAGCUUACCAAGUUUAUACACGAGAAUACCAAAGUACCGAAAAAUGGACUGACAUAUGGUGAUGGUGGCAUGGGUUCUAAGAGACUACAGCAAGCAAUGGCCCGAUUUCUGACACGCAAAUUUUCAGCUACUGUACAGAUUGAGCCGUCCCAUAUAUGCAUCACCAAUGGUGUCACAAGCGCAAUAGAGCAUUUAAGCAACGUCUUGGCUAAUCCAGGAGAUGCAAUCCUGUUAGGACAGCCUCAUUACGUCGCCUUCAUCGACGACAUGCAGCUUCGGCCUGGAACUGAAGUCGUCCGGAUCUCAUUUCACGAUGUCGAUCCUCUAUCUCUAGGUGCAAUCGCAGCAUAUGAAGCAGCCAUCAAGUCCUGCCAAGCAAACAACCAGAGAGUCGCUGCAAUUAUGCUCUGCAAUCCACACAACCCCCUAGGCCGCUGUUACCCUCGAGACUUCAUCAUCGAGCUAAUGAAGCUCUGUCAAAAGUACGAGGUCCACCUCAUCAGCGACGAGAUAUACGCCAUGUCCGUCUUCCGCAGCACCGACCCAUCCGACCCAUCAGUAAUACCCUUCACCUCCCUUUCCUCCAUCCCCACCGAAGGCCUAAUAAAUCCGUCAUUAACACAUCUCCUCUACGGCAUAUCUAAAGACUUCGGCGCAAACGGUCUACGCAUUGGCUGUAUCGUCUCCCAACAUAACCCCGAACUCCUCAAGGCACUCAUACCCCUAUCAAUCCACUCAUAUGCCUCUUCCCUAGCAGAAUCAAUUACCGCAACAAUCCUCUCAGAUGACAGGUUCGUAGACUGGUAUAUCACCAAGAACCAAAAGAGAUUAAAAGCAAAUUACGAGCUAGUUACAGCCUGGGCUACGAAACACAGCAUCGAAUAUGCAAAGGGUGUUAACGCGGCGUUCUUCCUGUGGUUUAACCUUGGUGAUGUCUACUUAGCUAACCAGCAGAGGAUUAGAAGCGCAGGGCAAGAUUCCACGAAAGAGGAGGAGGUACAAGUCCCACAAGAUCCACCCGCGACAUCGGACGCUACUGUUACUGUCGACGCGAGUAAGGUCGAUGAGCGCACCAUGGCUGCGUUGAUUGAUCAGAAGAUUUUCCUUGCUGCUGGAACAGCUUUUGGUAGUGAGAAGCCUGGUUGGUUUAGGAUUGUGUAUAGUCAGGAUCAGCUGAAUCUUAAUGAAGGAUUGAGGAGGAUAGAGCGGGCACUUGGACUGAGUACGUAG